UGUGGCGGUGGCGGGCAGCACUGGGCAUGCUCAGUAGUGGGGACAGGUCUGGAAGGCAAGGAAGCCGCGUUUGAAGUCGCGCGGCCGGGGGAACAGGGGGAGGCGAGCCGUGGGGGCCCCGGCUGGGGGUCCGCGGGGAUCCCCGAUUCCGCGCCCGGAGCUGGCAUGCUCCAGGCUGGCGCGGCGGGGCGGGCGCGCAGGGGGCAGAGCGCGGAGGAGAGGGGGGAGCCGGUGGGAGAAGGGGAGGAGCGCCGGGCUCGCCAUCCCCCGGCGCCGGCUCUGCGGCUGCUGAAUCGGAAACCGCAGGGAGGAUCCGGGGAAAUAAAGACGCCCGAGAAUGACCUCCAGCGAGGCUGCCUGAGCCGGGGCCCGCGCGCCGCCGCACCAGCCUCCGGCAUGGGCGACCGGAGUGGGCGGCCCGAGCACUCGGCCACGCACGCUCCGGGGCCCCCCGCCGACACCGGAGCUGCCGCCGUAAACGGGCUGCUGCACAACGGCUUCCACCCGCCGCCAGUCCAGCCGCUGCUCCUCUGCAGCCGGGGCCCCGCGGGCGGUGGCGACGCGGCACCCCCGCGCCUCCAGCUCUUGCCGGACUUCAGCGCCGCAGCCACCACCCCCCCUCAGCACGACUCCCCCGCCAAGAAAUGCCGGCUGCGGAGGAUGGACUCCGGGAGGAAGAACAGGCCGCCCUUCCCGUGGUUUGGGAUGGACAUCGGUGGAACGCUGGUUAAAUUGGUCUACUUUGAGCCAAAGGAUAUUACAGCCGAAGAGGAGCAAGAGGAGGUAGAGAACCUGAAGAGCAUCAGAAAGUAUUUGACUUCUAAUACGGCUUAUGGGAAAACCGGGAUCCGAGACGUCCAUCUAGAACUGAAAAAUCUGACCAUGUGUGGGCGCAAAGGGAACCUGCACUUCAUCCGCUUCCCCAGCUGUGCUAUGCACAGGUUCAUUCAGAUGGGCAGCGAGAAGAACUUCUCCAGCCUCCACACCACGCUCUGUGCCACGGGAGGUGGGGCUUUCAAGUUCGAAAAGGACUUCAGAAUGAUUGCUGACCUGCAGCUCCAUAAGCUGGAUGAACUGGACUGUCUGAUUCAGGGCCUGCUUUACGUCGACUCCAUUGGCUUCAAUGGCAAGCCAGAAUGUUACUAUUUUGAAAAUCCCACAAAUCCUGAAUUGUGUCAAAAAAAGCCGUACUGCCUUGAUAACCCAUACCCUAUGUUGCUGGUGAACAUGGGCUCGGGUGUCAGCAUCCUAGCAGUGUACUCCAAGGACAACUAUAAAAGAGUUACAGGGACCAGUCUUGGAGGUGGAACAUUCCUAGGCCUAUGUUGCUUGCUGACUGGUUGUGAGACCUUUGAAGAAGCUCUGGAAAUGGCAGCUAAAGGCGACAGCACCAAUGUUGAUAAGCUGGUGAAGGACAUUUACGGAGGAGACUAUGAACGAUUUGGCCUUCAAGGAUCCGCUGUAGCAUCAAGCUUUGGCAACAUGAUGAGUAAGGAAAAGCGAGAUUCCAUCAGCAAGGAAGACCUCGCCCGAGCCACACUGGUCACCAUCACCAACAACAUUGGCUCCAUUGCUCGGAUGUGUGCGUUGAAUGAGAAUAUUGACAGAGUUGUGUUUGUUGGGAAUUUUCUCAGAAUCAAUAUGAUCUCCAUGAAACUGCUAGCAUAUGCAAUGGAUUUUUGGUCCAAAGGACAGCUAAAAGCUCUGUUUUUGGAACACGAGGGUUAUUUCGGAGCUGUUGGGGCACUGCUGGAACUGUUCAAGAUGACUGAUGACCAGUAGUGAUGACAGUGGAUAGAAGAGCCUUCUGUGAGAACAGAGACCUGAGACCUGUCGCUGGAGAAGGUAGAUGUCGCUAUGGGACGGAAGCCAAGCCAUUAUGGCAGAUGAACCUGCUGGAUUUGUAAAUAAUUUAAAAUCCUUCUAGCUGAUCUUUUACUCUUGGGUUUUGAGCUUAUGAUUCAAAAUGGGGAAUACAAGAGUUUUUUCUGUAUACUGUAUUUUUAAAACACACACACACACACACACACACACACACAAUUUGUGCAGAGAGGCCAAACCUAUGAAUUUUAUGCAUUAACCUUGAAAAGUUGUAUGAGGUUUAAGAAGGACCCGAGGUGUAAGUGCUGUUUAUUUUUCUUCUGGGGUUUACUGAUCAGUGUGGUAAUUUUAACUUCAUUUAGUAAUUACUCUAGGAGAUCUUACCUUUACUUAUAUUCAUCAUGACGUUUCAUGAUUUGCUGUUGGUUUCAAAUGAAACUACAAAUCUGGCAUGCUUUACUGUGAACACUAUUUUGUUUGUUUGUUUCUUUACCUUUUUUUUUUUUUGUCUUGUUUUUUUCUGUUUGAAUGUCUUAUGGAAAAAGAGAGUCCUUCCCCCUGUUUCUGUCGUCAGAUGACUCCCUCUCCUCUCCAAUACCUUUCUUUAAUGUAAUUGUUUGUACCAAUGAAGGGGCUGAUCAGCUCACUAAGAGUGAAGCACGAGAUCGAAAGCGUUCAUGAAUUUUAUGAGUCAGGCAAAAGUUGAAAAUGAUAUACAAUGAAUAUAUAGUGUUUUGUUGGAUUUACUUUACGUUAGGUUAUAUUAAAUUGUGUUCUCUGAUGAACUGUCCUCAUUCAUACCCACCAUAUGAGUGGCAGCAAAUCCUUAUGCAGGACAUUGGAACUUCCCAGGUGAAGUCUCCCAGUAGAUUAACCGUUCACAUUGGGAGAUGGGGGAGAAGUCAUGGGUUGACAUGUCAGGUAAUCACACCUAUUUGUUUUGUACACGUAUGUACAUAGGAGCUUUGUAACAAGCCAUCUUAAAUAAUACUUUUUUGAUUUGAAGUAUUUCAAACUGAAAACUGCAUUUCAAUCUCAGUUUCUAAUAUUAAAAAAAUCAUGGUACUGAUCUAUCUAUACAUAUUUUUUUUUCUUUUCUGAAAGAUGUCAUUGGCACCGAUGGGUAACUUUCAAAUGAGAGUCUUGUACAAAUAUUGAAACGCAUGAGGUCUAAUGACUUAGAACUGAUUAAUCUUUUGAACUGAGCAUAUUGUUGAAAGGGAUCUUUGCAGGCACUAUGAUUACUCCGUGGUGAAUCUUUCCUUCUCUGCCUCCUGAGCACCAUCUUUAAUUGCCAUAUCUUCACGUCUUGGAGAACUCGAUGUUAACUGAAGUAUUCACUUGUCUGGUUGAAAUAAAGCCUGUUUCUGUUGUGAUGUGUUUAGUGUAUAUGUUAUUUUCAUUUCUUAAUCUUCAUGUUCAUAUUAUCUGCUUUUGUGCCAUAAAAUGAGUGUGUGUUGUAUUUUAGCUACUCUUCAUCUCAUAAUUUGAGGCUUUCACAUAAGGGUGUCUUCAGUUGAAGCUUGUAGCUCUAAGCAGGGAUUUUUUUAAAAUAGCUUUAUUGUUCUUAUACAACUGAUUCAUUGCCAGAAUAUCAUUACUAUCUUUGGUAGUUCCCCCUCCCCCCAAAUUUCAACAUUUGGUCAUCACAAAUACAUCUUAUCAACUUCCACCUGGCUUAAAAAAAUUCAAGCAACUAAGAUGUUCUUGAAAAAGAUAAAUGUAAAAAUGUACAUAUUAGCUACAUUAGUGCCUUUUUUUUGAUUAUUCUCCUCAAUCAAUCCUACACUCCUCUGUCAGGGAAUAGCAGACCUUGGAUUAUGGUUCUGCAGAAGAAAUCAGGGCAAGUUAGUAUAAUUAUAUAAUUUUUUAAUUAUCUGGAAUCACUUGAUCUUUCACUGCAAAUGUGUAAAACAUUAGUUUAGCUGAGGAAAUCAGUUAUUCCAUUAUACAAAUAUAGAUAAAUGUAGGCUACAUAUAGCCAGCCAGCCUUUUUUUUAUAAUGAGAAACUUGUAGCUCAAGGAUUUUUAUAUUCACUUGAAUCAUAGACACUUUCCUUUGGCUCAACAUUGAAAAGAAACUUGACAAGACUAAGGAAUUUUUAUCUUGAACUGUAUGAAUUCAGGACGGUCAGGUGUUCCGGAGCACGGCUUUUGACUGUGAGGCAGCUUCAGUGUGGAUCUAGCUUGGCCAUUGGUUAGCUGUGUGGGUAAGCCACUAAACCCUCUCUCUAAACCCUGGUUUCCUUGUUCAUAAAAUGGGGCAUACAGUUUUUACCUCCAUAUCUAAAGAGCUUAGCACAAAGGCUGGCACAUAGGACAUGUUAGCUGUACUGGGAAGAGAAAAACAGAUGUCCUAAACGAACAUGUGAUAUCAGUGGUAUCUAAUCUUCUAGAAUGUGGGGAGCCCACUGUAGCACAGAGAUACAGAUCUUCCUA
Messenger RNA from Lynx canadensis (Canada lynx), 4260 nucleotides. It is a transcript of the gene PANK1, whose product is annotated as pantothenate kinase 1. The record is from RefSeq and is a predicted model, not a curated record. Lineage: Eukaryota; Metazoa; Chordata; Mammalia; Carnivora; Felidae. Gene Ontology annotation, cellular component: cytosol; nucleus. Gene Ontology annotation, molecular function: pantothenate kinase activity; ATP binding. Gene Ontology annotation, biological process: coenzyme A biosynthetic process.